CUGAUACCGCUGUUCUCUGUUCCCCGAGGGCGAUGAGGGGGCGUCUAUGCUCGCAGCUGCCCAUGUUCCUGCUCCUUCUCCAGCCCUGGGAAACCCAGCUCCAGUUCGCAGGUCCCAGGUGCCGUACUGGGCCCCUGGAUUUGGUGUUCGUGAUUGACAGCUCGCGCAGUGUGCGCCCCUUCGAGUUCCAGACGAUGCGGCAGUUCCUGGUGAGCCUCCUCCGCAGCUUGGACGUGGGGCCCAACGCCACGCGCGUCGGCGUGAUCCAGUAUUCGAGUCAAGUGCAGAGCGUCUUCCCGCUCGGAACCUUCUCACGCCGCGAGGAUAUGGAGCGCGCCAUCCGCACUCUAGUGCCACUGGCGCAGGGCACCAUGACCGGGCUGGCAAUCCAGUACGCCAUGAACGUGGCCUUCAGUGUGGCCGAGGGUGCGCGCCCGCCGGAGGCGCGCGUGCCGCGCGUCGCUGUAAUCGUGACCGACGGGCGGCCCCAGGAUCGUGUGGCCGAAGUGGCGGCGCAGGCGCGCGCCCGCGGCAUCGAGAUCUACGCCGUGGGGGUUCAGCGCGCUGACGUGGCCUCCCUGCGCGCCAUGGCGUCCCCCCCGCUGGACGAGCACGUCUUCCUCGUCGAGUCCUUCGACCGUAUCCAGGAAUUUGGCCUUCAGUUCCAGCGCCGGCUGUGUCGAAAGGACCUGUGUGCUGAGGGGGGACACGGCUGCCAGCACCAAUGUGUCAGCUCCCCCGGCACGUUCCACUGUGCCUGCAACCCCGGCUACCGGCUAGCAGCAGAUGACAAGAGCUGUUUGGCCCUCGACCUGUGCACUGAAGGGACCCAUGGCUGUGAGCAUCACUGCGUCAGCUCCCCGGGCUUCUAUUUCUGUCGCUGCCGAGCUGGCUUUGUACUCCAGCAGGACCAGAGGAGCUGCAGGGCCAUUGACCACUGCAGCUUUGGGAACCACAGCUGCCAGCAUGAGUGUGUUAGCACCUUUGGUGGGCCGCGGUGCCGCUGCAGAGGGGGCUACAACUUGCUGCCCGACGGCAGGAGCUGUCAGGCCCAGGACCUUUGCAACGGCGUAGACCAUGGAUGCGAGUUCCAGUGCGUGAGUGAGGGCUUCUCCUAUCGCUGCCUGUGCCCUGAGCGGUGGCAGCUCCAGGCAGAUGGCAAGAGCUGCAGCCGGUGCCAGGAAGGCCACGUGGACCUGGUUCUGCUCGUCGAUGGCUCCAAGAGCGUGCGUCCGCAGAACUUCGAGCUGGUGAAGCGCUUCGUGAACCAGAUCGUGGACUUCCUGGACGUGUCCCCGGAAGGCACGCGCGUGGGGCUGGUGCAGUUCUCCAGCCGCGUGCGCACCGAGUUCCCACUGGGCCGCUACGGCACGGCGGCCGAGGUGAAGCAGGCGGUCCUGGCUGUGGAGUAUAUGGAGCGCGGCACCAUGACCGGGCUUGCGCUGCGCCACAUGGUGGAGCACAGCUUUUCAGAGGCGCAGGGCGCGCGGCCCCGGGCGCUCAACGUGCCCCGCGUGGGCCUGGUCUUCACCGACGGCCGCUCCCAGGAUGACGUCUCGGUGUGGGCGGCGCGCGCCAAGGAGGAAGGCAUCGUCAUGUACGCCGUGGGCGUAGGCAAGGCGGUGGAGGAGGAGCUGCAAGAGAUCGCCUCGGAGCCAGCGGAGCUGCACGUGUCCUACUCCCCCGACUUCAGCACCAUGACGCACCUGCUGGAGAACCUCAAAGGCAGCAUCUGCCCGGAGGAGGGCAUCAGAGCGGGGACAGAGCUUCGGAGCCCCUGCGAGUGCGAAAGUCUUGUGGAGUUCCAGGGCCGCACGCUGGGGGCGCUCGAGAGUCUGUCGCAGAAUCUGGCCCAGCUGACGGCGCGCCUGGAGGAUGUGGAGAACCAACUGGCCACCCAGAAGUGAGGGCCGCGGGUGGCCCGGACCCGGGCAAGGGGGGCGGCCCCGCGGACUGGGCCCCCUCGUGCGCCUUCCGGGCGCUGGGGCCGGGCAGAAGCUGGGUCCCCCAGGCUUGGGCUGUCGGGGGGGAGGCGCUGGCGGGCUUCCAGCGCUGCGAUCGAGCUGGCCUCGCCUGGACCAGAAGCCGGACUGCGGGGGAUCGUGGGAGGGGAUGUGGGGGACGCGUGCUGCGCUCAGUUCUUUGUAGGAUUUCUUUUUUUGUUUUCUUUUUCUUACAAAAAAAAAAAAAAAAGAACAAAAAAAUCUGGUUUCCACGGGGUCGGUGUGCGUGUCUUGCUGUGCCGCCAGGCGGAGGGGAGGCCAGACGGAGCGCGCUCCGGCGGCGCCCGGGCGGCGUCUCCUCGGAGAAAGGCGCAUUGUGCGGGGGUCGGGCCGGGGGGCAGGGGACCGGGAGCUGCUUCCCCCCGCUUGUUUAUUCAGCUGAGAACAGAUGGCUCCUUAUGCAGGCUGCGGGAAGGGAGGGGGCUCCACGGGUACCCUGGGGGUCUGGGCAAGUCUGCGCCCCUCCAUCCCCCAGCGGAUCGGACACCUCGCUCUCUGGCCGUGCCUAUCUCCUGGUGUCCCGGGGUCUGGCUCAAAAACUGUUCGAACUGGGCGGGGCGGGGGCGGGGGUGUUGGCGAGAAGCGGGAGGCGGUAAUCGAAUCCCCUAAAGGGACGGGAGCGGGGAGGAUAGGUGAGUUUCGCCUGGAUUUUAUCUCCCUGCACUAGAUAGGAAAAGGAGGGGGUGUCAGCCAGGACCUCUGGCCCAGAGUAGCCUUCCCAGCCUGUGUUUUACCUCCAAAAAAACAAAAUAAAAACGAAUCCUCUUUAGGUAAAGAGCACAAACUGGUACAAUUUCCCAAGUGCAAAGAUGAAAAUACUUCCAGUCCUAGAGUGAUUAUGGGCAAAUUACUCUGGGUUUGUUUCCUUAUGUGUAAAAUGGGGAUUGAAAUCGUUAUGCCCAAGGGUGAUGGUGAGAAUGGAGGAAAUUAUUCUAAGGCAUCUGACCUUGUGCCUGGUACUACGUAUUAGGCUCUCAGAUGGCAGCUUUUAACUAUUAAUAGCUAACA
Aethalodelphis obliquidens (Pacific white-sided dolphin) is the source of this 3011-nucleotide messenger RNA. RefSeq names its product matrilin 4 (gene MATN4). Gene Ontology annotation, molecular function: calcium ion binding. NCBI's taxonomy places the organism in Eukaryota, Metazoa, Chordata, Mammalia, Artiodactyla, Delphinidae. The transcript is spliced from 10 exons. The coding region runs from base 33 to 1907 and encodes 624 amino acids. The record is from RefSeq and is a predicted model, not a curated record.